AUGGCGGAGCAUCAACCAAAUACCGCGCCGGCGCCACCGCCGCAGCAGUCGCACGAACAGCACAACCAGUUGCAGCCUCAGUCUCAGCAGCAGCCGCUACCCGGCUCCCCGCGGGAGGACACGAUGGCGUCGUGCGUCGCGGCUAUGGAAGCGGCGCUGCUUCCCUGCCUUCCCGCGCGUGAACUUCAAGCGAUAGAUCGCUCUGCCCAUUCUUCCCAUCAAAGUACGUUGUAUCCUCUCCACACACCGUUGUCCUCCGCAGAUCGUUUUAUCUUCUGGUGUUGUUCUUUGAGUUAAAAUUGAGAACCAGGCUUUGAGUCGUGGAUCUCGUGCGCUUAAUCCAGGAGCGAAAUGGCUAACAUAUGCUAUUGAAUUUUUUAUUGAUUAAGCACAAAAAUCUAGCAUAGGUAACCGAAAUGGCCCGAAUGAUGUGUGAAUUUGACUGAAAUGCGUGAGAGAUGUCAUAGUUUCGUUGUAAGUCACAUGAACAAUAAUAGUAAGGUCACCGAAUUGGGUUUGCUUUAUUUCACGAUCUGUCGUAUUAUGGGUGGAAUUGAGGCAUGGUUUCAAUUUUAGGCGAUUGAAAACAAGUAGAGAUGUCAUUUAGAAGUCUGUUAUAGGAUAGGGUUAGGGAAUAAUCUUAAUAUCUGGACUUUCUAAGGACUUGAAUGAUUGGAAAUACGAGAAGGUGAUUUUACUAAAGUCGUGUAUACAAGGAAUUUAAAAAUAUUCUCAGAAAAAAUUGGUACAUUGUGUGAGGUUUAUGAAGAGAAUUUAGUUGAGCAUGGGAUAAAAUAUGUUUAACCAAUCUCUAUUAAUGCCCCGACAAAACUUCAAUUGCUUUUCUUCCGAUGGUUUGGAUUUAUUCAAAGGGAGGUUGUCCAGGCUAUUGAAUGUAGGUGGCGCACUGAUGAACUAGAUAGAAAUGUCGGGACUGAAAAUGAUCAGGUUAAAAGGGAAAAGUCGAAUAUCAAAGUUUUUUCACUUUGAUAAAGUGUUGAUAAAAUCGUCCGUAUGUCGGAGAAAGAUUCGGUAUUGUUAAUAGUUCUAGCGUUGGAUGUGAAAUAAUCUCAUGACAGUUGCCUACAAUGAUUUAUUAUCUUUAUUUUGCUUUUCUCCCCAUACAUUACUUGUGAGAUAGCCCCUGCCUUCCUUUAUUCCCAAGAAAAAACUCUCUGACACCCAGCUGAAUUGCUGUAUCCAAAAAUGCGUCUAUUAGCCUGAUGAUUUCUUGAGCCACAGGCUAUCUCUAGCAUCAGAAUAAAGAAAGAGAAAGAAUCCACCAUCAGCAGUAAGUUGAGUGCUAGUGAUAUUUGAAGUAGCUUAUAAUUUUCACUUACUAUUGAAUUUUUUUUAUGAAUACAAAAUUAUAUGUAAAUAAUAUUUUAAUAUUUUUUGGAUCCAUUCUGCAUCGCCCACUUUGCUGUGGAGAUGUCAUUACAGAGAUUAUCAAAUACAAGAUUAUUGAAUUUACAAUAGCAACAGCUACUGGAAGCAGUAUUUUUACCAAACGGUGACUGGGAAUGGGCUUCGGUAUUUCUUGAAUGUAGUGAGCGUAAUUACCCUCUUGAAUUAAAGAAAAGUAGAGCACUGAGAACAGUGCGAUCGGACAGCUAAAAGUCUCGGUCGUUACAUCCAGUUUAUGUCGCAAGAUGAUGAUUAUGUCUUUUAAAAGCAGCAUGCAAGUGUGGGCAGGUCUGAAAGAAGAUCUCACAGAACAGCAUCCAUGCAAAAAAGUGAUGUGAAGUCCACGUGACAAAUUUGUAUUAUGUAUGGACCAUAUGUUGUAUGUAUACAGAGUUCAAAGUUUUUGUGCAAAGCCUGUCUUGUGUUUUAAACGAUUUCUUUAUUGAGUCGCUUGGUUCACUAAUAAACUGAUCACUCCAGGUUUAAUCAUUUCACUCCAAAAGGCUGUCUUUAAUGAAAGAGGAAUCCUUGCCCUUUGAUCUGGUAAAAACAUGGUAGCUGAUCAUUAUGCCGCAUUUCCACCUGCCCAACGGGCACCAUAAAUGGAUACUUCUGAAUGUGAGAGAUCAGUCACUCAUUUCAUGGAGUGAAUGUAUUGUUAGAAGUAGAAAUGGUUUCUAGCCAGAAUUUUGUUUACUCUGAGCAAAACCAGUCAUUACUUCAUUCUUUUAAAAAUGGACAGUAUGGAAUAUGUGUUAAAUAUGCAAAGAGAGGAAUCCAUCAAUGGGAUUUCAGAAGGCCCAAAAGAUCCAAAGGAUUAUUUCAUCAGAGUUCCAUACUUAGAAAACUUUUACAUUUUACUCCCAUACUGUUGAUGACAUUGCUGACCUUUCUGGAAUCAUCUUUGGCUCACCAAUCAGUGACUUAUUUACUAGGUUCCCAAUCUGUUUCUAAUCAAAUUCUUUCUUAUGAUCAGACCUAUUUCCGUCAGGCAUGACACUGAAACAGUGAUAUAUAUAUAUAUAUAUAUAUAUAUAUAUAUUUCUACUGCUGCUGCAUGUUAGCCCAAGAUAUCUUGUUUAUUAAUAAAAUGUGGACCGUAUCUUGGUAAAUUGGAGAUACUUAGGUUUAAAGAAUGCGGUUUUUGUAAGCUCGUGAAAUGUUUCAUAGCUAGUCAUGAAACUUUUGCCUUUGUUGAUAUCGUUGUAUAUUUAUGCCUGCUUUCUCCUACUUGGCUUAGAAAGCAUUUGACGAUAGGCUUUGAUACUUAUACAGUUGAUGUUGAAAGGCACGGCAGAGAUUUCAUGGAAGCUGCAAAGAAGCUCCAGCUGUAUUUCGUCGGCCUUCAACAUGAAGAUCAACCCACAAGAGAAGAACUGCUUAAGAAGGUCUACUCGCUGUACCUUGUCCCUGUGGAUAUCUAAUUCCUAAUCUAUGUAUCGAAAUCCCCACUUCAGUUAAGACCCAAUUAAGAUACUAAAAUUAAAUGAGUUUUUUCAGUUUUAGGGCCCCUGAAACGUCAUGAAUUAGAAAAAAUCUUGGAAGAUCCAUCCACAGGAAAACAACGGUGUUAUUAUCAUCUGUUUCCUUUAUCUAUGAAUAAGAAGGCGAGCUUUGGUGAAAACACAAGAAUGGCAUAAAGAUCAAAUUAGGGUUUUCAGUUUUUAUCCCCACAAUGUAUCCUGAAUUGAAAAAAACCCUAGAUAAGCUGAAUUAAGAGGUGAGGCCCCACAAACUCCAUGUUGUCAAAUCAUUCUCUUGGGGACCCUCAAAUGAUCCUUCUACUCCUCCCAGCCAAUUCCAGAAUAGUUUCCUCCCAAACGGGCAUUGCUUGUUGUUCUCCCACCUCAUGAAAAUCUGGAGUGAUUCUUACCGCCAAGAAUCUGAUAUCCAGGAGAUUGCCCUGAUGGAGGAAGAACUAAAGACAAAGUCCGAGCUGAUCACGAAGCAUGAGGCGCUCAUCCAGAGGUGGCAGAAGGAGCUGAAGGAUCAGUUGGAUAGGCACACCAACGAGCUAGAGAGAGUUUAG
Molecule: messenger RNA, 3436 nt
Organism: Spirodela intermedia
Lineage: Eukaryota; Viridiplantae; Streptophyta; Magnoliopsida; Alismatales; Araceae
Source: the annotation of a GenBank genome assembly